Cladophialophora bantiana CBS 173.52 is the source of this 1008-nucleotide messenger RNA. RefSeq lists its product as uncharacterized. The record is from RefSeq and is a predicted model, not a curated record. Lineage: Eukaryota; Fungi; Ascomycota; Eurotiomycetes; Chaetothyriales; Herpotrichiellaceae. Gene Ontology annotation, cellular component: plasma membrane; fungal-type vacuole. Bases 1 to 1008 code for a protein of 335 amino acids. The transcript is spliced from 2 exons.
AUGGCCAACAACGGCAACUCAACUUACUACUUGCCCCUCGCUAACUGCACCGAAGUCACACCCCGGUGUCCAGUUGAGCACUCAAUCUACGGCUAUUAUCCCUCGAUCGGUGCAAAUGCCUUCUUCGUGGCUUUCUUCGCCAUGUGUGGUGCCCUCCAACUCCUUUUUGGCAUCCGCUACAAGACAUGGACGUAUCUGAUUGCCAUGUUGUUGGCCUGCGUUGAUCAAUCGCUCGGCUACGUUGGCCGUGUGAUCCUGCACAGCAACCCGUUCAACGAGAUCGGUUUCCAGAUCCAGAUUUGCUGCCUGAUCCUGGGUCCUGCGUUCAACUCUGCCGCCAUCUACCUGGUCCUCAAGCACAUAACUCUGACAUUCGGACCAGAGUAUUCCAAGAUCAAACCAAACUGGUACACAUGGAUCUUCAUCACCGGAGACCUCGUAUCACUAGUGAUUCAGGCAAUUGGUGGUGGCAUGGCCGCUACCGCCAACGACAACCAAUCCCAACAAGACAUCGGUGACAACCUGAUGAUGGCGGGUAUCGCCUGGCAAGUGGUCACCUUGAUCUUCUUCGGUGUAGCUGGGGCAUGGUACGUCUUCCGUCGCUGGCGAGCCCACGAAGUGCCACUUUCAGCCGAGGCCACGGGUUUCCUGAGAGACAGGAAAUUCCGGCUGUUUGUGCACGGAUUCAUCCUCGCGUAUGCAGCGAUUGUGAUUCGAUGUAUCUAUCGGAUUGUUGAGAUGGCCGGUGGAUGGGCGAAUCCGGUGAUGCAGUUUGAGCCUGCUUUCAUUGCGCUUGAUGGAUGCAUGGUUGUGUUCGCCACCCUCGUCCAAACAGUCUUUCACCCAGGAUUUUGCUUCCCACGUCUCUCAACUGGAUACGUCCCUCCUCCGCCGUCGUCGACCGUCUCGGCGCCUCCUAGAGAGUACAAAUCGUCGAGUGUGCUCUCCACACCACCUGGCGAGUCGGUGGAGAUUGACAAAGAGAAACACGUCCGAGAAGAUGCUUAA